This is a messenger RNA of Ostertagia ostertagi, 606 nucleotides long. NCBI's taxonomy places the organism in Eukaryota, Metazoa, Nematoda, Chromadorea, Rhabditida, Trichostrongylidae. The record is from the annotation of a GenBank genome assembly.
AUGUCAGUAGAUCAAACGAUAUCAGAGCUUAGUGGAACUCUAGCACAACUUAGUAGUUUGGUGGAACAUAUCAACGGACAGAUUAAUGGAAUCACAAGUAGGAUCAAUCUCACGUUGGAUAACUUUGACCAGGCCGUGGCCAAUAUUGCAAAAGAUGCGGGUUCGGUGACUUAUCAAGUUGGUGACUCAGUCUCACAGGUGCCUAAUUCCAUGGUGUCUUUUAAUAUGCUGCUGUUCAUCACACUGAUCGUUGUCUUUAUUCUCUUAUCAGUUGUUUUGAUACUGAAUCUGAUAACGAAAGUUCAUGCGAUCGUACGAAUCGCACCGAGCGGGCACUUAUACCAACGCGGAGACGAUUCACACUUCGACAAAUCUGCCAUCGCACCGUACAGCUCGUUUAGCCAGAACUCGCAGUACAUGGCCCCAGCAAAUGGGUUUCGGAAUCACAUCUCGAUACCGAUGGAGCACGAGCCAAGACGAGUUGGAUUACAACCGUUACGACAAGAUUCCAUUGAUGUGGAACCGCGUCUCUAUCAGAGAAGAGGAGAUGAGCCCGUGAAAUACAGCUCGGAAACCAAUUCUCCGUACAAGAGAAGUCUUGAAGUC